AUGCACAAUUUUGAGGAUGAGUUAACGUGUCCCAUAUGUUACAGUAUUUUUGAAGAUCCUCGUGUACUACCAUGCUCUCAUACAUUUUGUAGAAGUUGUUUGGAAAACGUUCUUCAGGCAUCUGGCAACUUUUAUAUAUGGAGACCUUUGCGAAUUCCACUCAAGUGCCCCAAUUGCAGAAGUGUUAUUGAGAUAGCUCCAACUGGCAUUGAAUCUUUGCCUGUUAAUUUUGCAUUAAGGGCGAUUAUUGAAAAGUACCAGCAAGAAGACCAUCCAGACAUUGUCACCUGCCCUGAACAUUAUAGUCAGCCAUUAAAUGUUUAUUGUUUACUAGAUAAAAAGUUAGUUUGUGGUCAUUGCCUCACCAUUGGUCAACAUCAUGGCCAUCCUAUCGAUGACCUUCAGAGUGCCUAUCUGAAAGAAAAGGACACACCUCAAAAGCUGCUUGCACAGCUAACUGAUGCACACUGGACAGAUGUGACGCAUCUCAUUGACAAGCUGGAACAUGAGAAAGCGCAUUCGGAGGAAAUGGUCCAAUGUGAUAAGGAAGUGGUUCUCCUGUAUUUUAAGGAGCUCGGCGAUGUACUGGAGCAGAAGAAGGAACACCUCUUAGCUGCUCUCUGUGAUGUUAGAAAUCUGAUUAAUCAAGAGUAUACUCCACAAAUUGAAAGAUUGAAGGAAAUAAGAGAGGAACAGCUUGAAUUAAUGACAGAGACCACAUCUUUACAGGAAGAAUCUCCACUUAAAUUUCUUGAGAAAAUUGAUGAUGUCCGUCAGCGUGUGCAGAUGUUGAAACAAAGACCGCUUCCCGAAGUCCAGCCUGUUGAGAUUUAUCCACGAGUAAGCCAAGUAUUAAAAGAAGAAUGGUGCAGAACAGAAAUUGGACAGAUCAAUAAAGUCCUUAUUCCUGAAAUGAAAAUUUCUUCUAAGAGGAUGCCACCAUCUUGCUGGCCCGUUAAGGAUGAAAAAGAAAUUGAACUUUUUAAAAUCUUAAACUUUGUUAUAGUUACACUAAUUUCAGUGCUAUUGAUGUUGAUACUAUUUUUUAACCAACAUAUAAUCACUUUUUUAAAUGAAAUUACUUCAAUUUGUCUUUCUGACAUCGUUCUAUCUGUUUAUCAAAGUUUUUGCAACAACCUGUAUGAUUUAAAGGAUAAACUAUGUCACAUUUUACAUUUGUUGAAGGAAUUUACAUAGAAAACUGAUUCUCGUUGAAAACUCAAUACGCUUAUUCUGUACUAUAGACUUAAUGGAGGAUAAGGGAUAGCAUGGCUAAAGUAAAACUUAACUUGCAACAUGUAUAGGAAGAUACUUUUCAUAUUUCUGAUAGAAACAGAACUGACACAUGAUACUGUGGAACAUGAUUCAAAUCUUUAGAAAAUGAGAAAAUACAUGAUUUGAAUAUUUACUAAAAAUAUCUCUUUGACUUGAUAAAAGUUAGUUAAAGGUGGUAGUGGUUUAGUCUUGUCAUUGAGUUUUCGGUAAAAACUCAACAUGUUACUUGAACUGAACGGAGUUGGUGAGAUUCCAUUCCUAACAGAUUUUUAAGGACAUAUGUUACCGUUUGUCUUAAAAAUUUUGUUUAGAAAUAGCUUUUCUAUGUUCUUAACAUUCCCUUAAGCUGAUACCAAAGAGACAAUUUACCAUAUAUACUCAAGUGUAAGCCGACCAUACCUAAUUUUACCACAAAAACGGCAUUAAAAAUGUGCUGAAAAACGAGUAUAUAUGGUAUGUGAAUUUUGCUUAAUUCAAUGAUGAGCUGUGAUGCUUGUGGUAGGGCAAUGCUAGGUGUAAACUCACUUUCCAAACCUCAAGAGGCAGUUAACUCCUACACCUUUGAACUGAAACUUUCGAGGCUAGGUUAGGGCAAUGUUUCUGCCCUACACAUUGCAUUACUUCUACAAACCCAACUACAGACACGGCUGCAUUGAUUUCACUAAAAUCUUUACUUACUAGGAGGAAGCUUCAAAAAGUAUGGGGAAAAAAUCCUCGUUUUUAAUCCACCACCCCCCCAAACUCUUUGUAGCCCCCUUACUUGCCUUACCACAAAAGUGCUAUAUACUGUGGAGCAUUGAAAUGUUAACUGUUCUGCAUUGAGCACUUACUCUCAAGUUGAAAAUGAGCAUUGGGUUUUUAUAAAAUGACACAAAGGUAACUUGCUUUAGCCCACCAUAUAAGGUGGUAGUGAGAACCAGAAUUCUGAUCCUUACUCUUUCCAUUAAGCAAAUUUAGUCUCUUUAAUAAUUAACAUUUUAGGCUUUUGCUAAGUAUAAAUUGCCAAGUACUAAGUAACAUGCUACUGUUUCAAAUUUCUUUUUACCAGGAUUGUUUAAUGUAGUAGUACCUUUAAAGUUUUAUAUAUAAAAGUAUCUUAAUAAACUCAUUUUGAUAUUUCAUUA
Molecule: messenger RNA, 2399 nt
Organism: Echinops telfairi (small Madagascar hedgehog)
Lineage: Eukaryota; Metazoa; Chordata; Mammalia; Afrosoricida; Tenrecidae
Gene: TRIM59
Product: tripartite motif containing 59
Exons: 1
Coding region: 1-1197 (398 amino acids)
Biological process (GO): cilium assembly
Cellular component (GO): intraciliary transport particle B; cilium; centrosome
Molecular function (GO): zinc ion binding
Source: RefSeq, a predicted model, not a curated record